AUGGUAAAGGGGGAUGACCAAGCUAAACCUGUUUUAAAUUCUACUAUAUCUGCAAGGUACACAGGACCCCGUAAUGCAUCAAACAUGGCUCUCAUACAGGUUGAAUUACCCUCUGGGUUCAGUGCAGAUAAAGAGUCUCUGGAAAGGAUGACAAAGGGCUUGGUGAAGAGGACUGAAAGUGAAGAAAGCCAUGUUAAUAUUUAUAUUUCAGCGUUGAACAGAUCAUUUGAGACCUUUACCUUUUUAGCCGUUGAAGAAUUUAGAGUACAAAAUCAAAAACCUAAAAUGAUUAAGAUAAUUGACUACUAUGAAUCAGGGGAGGAAGCUGUGACAAUGUACGAUGUACCCAACUACUGA
Nanorana parkeri is the source of this 357-nucleotide messenger RNA. RefSeq names its product pregnancy zone protein-like. The coding region runs from base 1 to 357 and encodes 118 amino acids. Gene Ontology annotation, cellular component: extracellular region. The record is from RefSeq and is a predicted model, not a curated record. The transcript is spliced from 5 exons. Lineage: Eukaryota; Metazoa; Chordata; Amphibia; Anura; Dicroglossidae.